Molecule: messenger RNA, 2042 nt
Organism: Nerophis lumbriciformis (worm pipefish)
Lineage: Eukaryota; Metazoa; Chordata; Actinopteri; Syngnathiformes; Syngnathidae
Gene: kera
Product: keratocan
Molecular function (GO): protein binding
Source: RefSeq, a predicted model, not a curated record
GUAAGACUUGUAGACAUGUGGACGAAAGCAGACUACAAGCGGGUAUAAAGUUGCCUUAACCUCGUUCUAAGUGGGACACUAGUCUCGCAAAGGGCUUAGCGCGUGAUUCCACACCUUGGGACAUCUGAUUAGCUUGAAAAAAGAAAAAAAAAACACAGUACAAAUAGAAGGUGAGCGGUUUGGUCCAUGACGACUUGCAGAAGGGAGGAAACUUCUUGUGACAAAAGCUAAGGAAUGUUCAGCAACAUGGUACCGCUCCUCUGCAUUGUGUUCCUACUGGUCCUUUCGGUCCAUAGCCAGGACAUGCCCUACGACCAAUUAAUGGCCCAAAUCCAAGCUUGUCCCCAAGAGUGUCGUUGCCCUCCUAACUUCCCACAGGCGGUCUACUGCGACAACAAAGGCCUGAAGAGCAUCCCCCAAAUCCCUCCCUUCACUUGGUACCUCUACCUCCAGAAUAAUCAAAUUCAGGUCAUCUCCCCUAACGCCCUUCGCAACGCCACUCAGCUGCGUUGGGUCAACUUGAGUCGCAACAAGAUUGCAAGCGAGGGAGUGGAAAAGGGUACCCUUGAUGCAAUGUCCCGCCUGGAGCACCUCUACAUGGACGACAACCUUUUGUCCUGGGUGCCAUUUCCUCUUCCAGCCAGUCUGGAGCAUCUAAGUCUCUCCCGUAACCGGAUCUCUAAGAUCCCUGACGGAGUCUUCUUGGGUCUGGAUAAACUGACUCUAUUAGACCUCCAGGGGAAUAAGCUGAUGGAUGAUGCUGUGACUGAGGUGAGCCUCAAGGGUCUUAGCAACCUGGUCCAGAUCAACCUCGCCAAGAACCAGCUCAGCAACAUGCCUUUGGGCCUGCCACCCACCACCACGCAGCUCUUCCUGGAUGGCAACAACAUUGACAAGAUCCCUGCUGAUUACUUUAAAGGUUUGCCCAAGGUGGCGUUCCUCCGGCUCAACCACAACAAGCUUGGCAGCAGCGGCGUUUCUCAGAAUGCCUUCAACAUUUCCAGCAUUUUGGACCUGCAGUUGUCCCACAACCUGCUGACGGAGGUGCCCCUGAUCCCCUCGGGCCUUGAACAACUUUACCUGGACCACAACAACAUCAAGAGCGUUAGCGGCGCAAACGUCUGCCCCAUUGGCAUUGACACCAUGGACGCCAAUGACAGCGCUCCACGGCUGCGCUAUCUACGACUGGACGGAAACAACAUUGAACCGCCCAUUCCCAGGGACAUCAUUCUGUGCUUUCGUCUCCUGAGGUCCAUUGUCAUCUAGAAUUUUUGUAGACAAAUCACAUUUUCUACCGCUAAUUCCAAUUCAAUGGACCACUAGUUGUGCCUUAUAUGCAGUAGUAACUCAUCAGAAGGAGUACUCCCCCCACAUUCCAGCAAGUACUUUAUUUUCUCUGCUCAAGAGACACUGCUAUAUACAUCAGAGUAGUGAGCAGUAUGGUUUUACUAUACACUGAACACACAGCCUUUAUGGUCUUCAUUCCACUUGGGAAUGCCCUACAGGUGCUCGAUCAGGUUCAAGUCCAAUGAAGGCACCUGAUCAUCUUGGAGCUGUUUGGGCUCUUUAUCAUGUUGGAAGACUGCCAUGCAAUGCAGUUUCUGCUUCAGAAUGUCUCAGUACAUGUUUCUCUUCUAUGAACCGCAGGCCGUCCACAGCACUCAUGCAGCCCCAAACCAUGCUGCUUCCUCUACCACCAUGCAAUUAUGUUCUUACUCAUUUGUGUCGCCAGAUAUUUAGACAAUAAUGGCUGUGUGUAGACUUGUGUAUGUUUCCCUUGUAUGAACCACAGCUCUCCAGUGCCGACAACAAUUGUGCAGCCCCUAAACCAUGCUGCUGGAAGACUGCCAUCCGAUGAAGUUUCUGCUUCAGAAUGUCUCAGUACAUGUUUCUCUUCUAUGAACCGCAGGCCGUCCACAGCACUCAUGCAGCAACCAAACUAUGCUGCUUCCUCUACCACCAUGCAAUUAUGUUCUUACUCAUUUGUGUCGCCAGAUAUUUAGACAAUAAUGGCUGUGUGUAAUAAUAAAUGAUAAAUGGGU